AAAAUUUCAGUUAACAAUGUAAAGACUACGAAAAAUAAACACUCACCAACAUCCCACAUUUUAGCAAUCAACACCAAUAGCACCAUCAAAAUGCAAUUGCUGCACGACCACCCGACUUUAGCCGUGAGGAAUCAGAAGGAUUCCGAUUCAGAGGUGAAGGAGAGGAGGUCCUCGAACGCUUCGCUGAUGAACCCUGUGGCCAGUGGGGACAACGUGACCAUGGGGUUGCCCUCGGCGCACAGGCUCAAAGAAGAGCUGCCGCCACUGCCACCUUUAGUGCCGUGCUGCGAGGGAAAAGAACUCCAGAUAAACGAGGACCUGGUGCGCAGCGGUCUGUCAGCCAUCUCCGUCAAGCAUGAAAACGUCAUCCACUGCCUCAGCUCUUCAACAGCCUGUGAGAGGAUCCAGCUGACGCCGGGGAUCGUGAAGCGCCGCAACUCGUACCGCUGUCUCCACCGUCCGGACUUAAAGCGGGUGCCGUAUAUCGGCCGGAUGACGCCGGACGAACUGGAGUCCCUAUUUAGGGGACAUGCGGACUUCCCGGCCUGGUCGCAGAGGAACGAUAACCAAGACAAAACGCCAAGAGUAACGUUACCGCCCGACGAAAAUAUUCUCAACCGAGACCUAAGGACAAAAGAACCUACUAUGGCUGAUGAAAAUGGCUUAGUACUUCACCCGAUCCCCGAGAUUAGAUCGGGGGCGGAGGAUGUUCCGGUCGGCAUGCGAUUGCAUGGAGCUCGUGCGCGACUAUACACGUCAGUACAGGCGGUCAGAGCGGGGGAUCAGCGCGAUAGUUGCGAUUCAGUAAACGAAGCACUGGGCAGCAGCAUACCUGAAGAUGUGACGGAAGAAGAGGUCCAGCUCAAGGAGGAACUUCAGAUCAUACUCCCACCGAGGCCUGAUGAUGUCAACGCUGAAUCGUCGACUACGAGCAACGUCACCUCUACCACUAAUAGUUGAA
Messenger RNA from Cydia amplana, 961 nucleotides. RefSeq lists its product as uncharacterized. The coding region runs from base 91 to 960 and encodes 289 amino acids. Lineage: Eukaryota; Metazoa; Arthropoda; Insecta; Lepidoptera; Tortricidae. The record is from RefSeq and is a predicted model, not a curated record. The transcript has 6 exons.